AGUCUGAGUAUUCCUGCCUGGCUGAACUUUAGGCGGGUAUUCACCGUUGGACCAGCGAAGGUAGCGCACAGGUCUGGCGAGCAGCUGGCCCAGCACGACAUUUUUUUUUUUUUUAAACCAAGACCACAACAAUUAUUCUGAAUUUCGCUUGUUUUUUUUUGUUUUUUAACAACACACCACUUUGAACGUGAAACAGAAACUUUGGAACAUUUGCUGCGCUACGAACGUUGUUUUCGUUUUCGAUUCUUCGUGUGUGUGUGUGUGUGUGUGUGGUUCAUUCGAGAAUUUUGGCUCCAACUGAACACAAAGAAUUACUUUGAAACCCGAGAAAAAGAGUGACAAGUGCCUGUGAAUUGUCAUCAUAUGAACGAAUCCGAUCGUCUGGGGGCCAUCUUGGCUAUUGCUAUUGAAAUUCGCGUGGCAUGAAAAUUUCGGUUCUUCACGUGGCUUUUCAAUCGACACUGACGAGUUGUUCACCUGCAGCAGAACGCGUAUUCAAAACACAGACACACGCAAACACUGAGAAAAAAAAAGUUGCUCUAUUCUAGUUGUGUGUGUAGUGCUCCUGCGCGUGUGUGUUGCCAGUGUUUCUCAACAGUGAAGUUUUUUUCCCUCCCGUGUCUGUGUGUGUGUGUUUGUGCUGUGUGUCUCUCAGUGCUUGCGUGUGAGGUGCGUUCUAGAUUUUUAAAAAUAGAACUUCUCUGCUAACUAGUGUUUUUCACCUUCACAAAAUCUGCUCAAUAGUCGACGUUGCAUCAUCGUCUGUCGACAUUGAAAUUGCCAACUUUUAUUAACGCUUUCUCUCUCCUAAUUGCAGAAACAUUUCGGAUUUUAUCCACUUCAACAGCUGAAACUGUGGAAACUGAAACAAGAGUGACUCGGUGUCUUUUGUGUUAUGACCUUUUAAUACGCAAAAAAAAAAAAAAAGUUUCGGUGUUUCAACGACGACUGGAAACCCCCUCCCCCUCGAACUUUUUGUGUGUGACGGAUCUUUAGAUCAACCACAAACAAAAGCGGAAGUGGAAAUGAGAAAGAAGGGACUAUCACGCCGUCUUGUGCCCACUCCUGAGGAAGAGAUGACACACAGCGAAGAAGAGACGACAAUAAAGACAUCGUCUUCCAUGAUGUCGUCAACAUUAGAAGUAGCUCCUGUCAGUCCGAACGGAUCGUCCGACGCCAAUCACAACCUCAACAAACCACUGCUGGCAUCGUCUUCUCCUUCGUCUUCCUCUUCUUCGUCGUCGUCGUCCUCAUCGUCUUCUUCCUCUUCGUUCACCACAAACAAGACGACCAUCAGAGAAGGCAACGUUGUCGCUUCUGAUUUCCUGCCGUCGGCUCCGGUCCUUCAGCGUCCGCAGUCGGCCCACGUCAGCGCAGUUGACCGGCCGGAAGAUGACGUUGAAGAGGCCGAAGUAGCCACCGAACCGGAAGAAGUUGAAGAGGAGGAAGAGGAAGAAGAGGAUGAAACCACCUCCCCCGAGGGUCAAUCCCCAACUCCCCGCGACGUCACUCAACGAAUCAACAGUUUGUCGGUGGUCAAAGGCGACGUGGGCGGACCGGAAUCGCCGUCUAGAUUGAUUCAUCCCACGUCAGAGCCAUCCAUUAAGAGUGGCAAGAAAUCAUCCGGCAUUUUAGUUCCACGAGUUCCUUCCAACAAAAACAAGAGCCGCACCAAAACAGGGCCAUCAACGGGUCGUCAGGAAGUCGUUGCCGAGUACUUUGCCAAGUGUUGGCUCUGCAGCAAAGGCUUCCCAUCGCCGGCCGUGUUACGUGAACACCUGCAGAACGUUCAUCACGAAAGCGCGGCUGCAAUCGCCGCCGCCAUGGCGGCCCUUCAGCAGCAACAACCGCAACCACAACAGCAGCAAUCGCUUGCCGCAAGCGUGGUGCAGAACAGCAUUCAACCUGUGACGUCAGUUCCCGUUACGACCAGCACGUCUUCGUCUUCGACGUCGUCAUCGUUGUCAUCGUCCUCAUCGACGGCUAUUCAUCAGCUGCAGAGGCAUCCGCACGCUUGUCUCCAAUGCAGUGCCACCUUCGCCGAGAGAGACGAACUGGAACGGCACGAGCUGACUCACUCCCCCACCGCUCAAGUGUCGUGCGGUGUUUGCCAUAAGAACUUCGCCAACGUCUAUCGUCUGCAAAGACACAUGAUCAGCCAUGACGAAUCGGCUGGAUUGCGCAAAUUCAAGUGCACCUACUGUGACAAGGCCUUCAAAUUUAAACAUCACCUCAAGGAGCAUGUCCGGAUCCAUUCUGGUGAGAAGCCAUUCGAGUGCGCCAAUUGCGGCAAACGUUUUUCUCACUCGGGCUCCUAUUCUUCCCACAUGACCUCCAAAAAGUGCCUCAUCCUCAAUUCCAGGAACAGUCGACCACGUCUGCCAGUGAUGGAUCAGAAACCCGUUGCCUCCAGUUUGGCACCCGCAGCGCCAUUAAGAGCACCCAGUCCGGUUAUCGGACGCCGAAGCUCGACACCAACUGCAACUGGCGUUAGUAAAUUGAACAGCAACAACAGUUUCAACAAUGUCGUCAACCGCCACGUCAACGGCUACGCAUCCGUCAUGGGCUACCCGAAUCCGUACGAACCGCCCAAAUCGGUCAAUGCCGGUGUCAAUCCACCUGGCCCCCCACCUCCGCCGCCUCCGCCAGCUCCUCACUAUUUCAACAACAUACCGGGGAUGGGCUAUAAUAGUCCGGGCCUUGCCCACCUCCAUCAGUACUUGGUGGCCGCCCACCUUGCACAUCCACUGCGCAACGUCCCUCUGCCCGUUCACAGCAACAAUAGCAGCACCAGCCCCGUAUACAAAGAUGUGGAUCCGGUUGCUUUGGCGGCCGAACUCGAUCGUAAGAGGAAGCGCUCGGAUUCGGGUAUUGAAGAUUCGACGACCAAGUUUGUCACAGAUUCGAAGCUCGGUCGCUAUAACCAGCAAAACGAUGCCAUCACAACGGGACACCAGUCUCCAGCUGAAAUCGAGAAAGUCAAAAAGAUCCUUGAAACUGUCAACGCUAACGUCACACGUCAACUUUUGGAGGCCAGCGUCCAGCGUGUCAAGAACGUCCAGCAUGGACACUAUAUUCAUCACCCGCUGAGUUCCAGUCCUCACGAGAAUAAACAUCAUGAUUACAGCGAAGGAUUGGCGGCCAAAAUGGAAGAUGAUAAUCGGCGCGUGCAGGUCUCGCCCAAUAUAACUCCCGGACUGGAGGAUAUGAUCGAAGAGGUUCCCGACACCGAUGACCAGCCGUCUGUGCCUCAUCAGGGCGCGGCCGAUGACGACAUGAGGGAGGAUGCUGCCAGUGAAACUGGCACCGAUGACUCUGGUUUAGUGAUGGCACUCGACCAAGACAGCGUUACGGGCCAGCGCGAUGAGAACAAUCCAUCCAACAACAAUCAUGGGGUUGGACACCUAAACGCGGGAUUUUCUCUUGGUGGAAUGGUCAAAACGUCAGAAAGGACCAGAUCGACAAUAUCUGAAGAUAAAGCAGCCGUUUUAAAGAGGUAUUUCGCCCAGCAGCCUCGCCCGAAACGCGACGAGAUUAAUCGGCUGAGUCGCGAACUCAACUUCCCACCUCGCGUCAUUCAAGUCUGGUUCCAAAAUGCCAGAGCGCGUGACCGCCGGGAAGCGCUUUUCAAUGUAGUCCAUGGUAAUGAUUCGUUCCAGUCUCGUCCCAGUAAUGGACAUGGACCCACCACUGAACACUAUGCAAAUCAACAUUUUUCGGCCCAGCCGACAGACUUGAGUUCCACGGCCGAGCACGAGGAUUUAGAUGAGAGUAGAAACGUGGAGGAGGAGGAAGAAGAAGAAGAAGAGAACGAGCAGCCAUUGGAUCUGACUGUCAAGCGAAUAGAAUCCGAGUCUCAUGCGGUUGUACAGCGACCGCAGUUUAGAGAGACACCCGGAGUCGUUGAAAAUGGUAUGAAAAUGGAAAGGAAUUUGACUGGGACGUCUGAGUUGACCGUGUCAGUCAGCGUCAAAGAAAAUGGCGUUGUGCACCCAAAGAAGCGCAACUGGAUCAAGAUGGAAGAAGAAGACGAUUCCUUUCCUCAUGAAAUUGAAGAAUGGAAAAAGACUUUUGCAGCCGGACUUCAUUGCGGAGUCCAGCGCUGUUUUAAUGGCAAAUUGUCGCCGCAGUCGUCAGACAUCUCCGGAGCUGAAGAAGAAACUUUGAAACGUUCGUCUUUGGGACCAGUUGGAUCGUGCGACGAAGGCAGCGAGUCACGCGACACAAGCGGCGAUGAUGGUGGACACACCACCCCUACGACGAGCAUUACCGCCCGUAGUGGAAAGAAAGCCAAAUUCGGUAGCGGUGGUAGCGUCACUGGUGGUGUCAAAAGUCUUACUCCAGCACCAUCAACUGUAGCGAUGGCGGUUGGUGACAACAGCGAAGGCCUUUAUUCCUGUGACCAAUGCGACAAGAGCUUCUCCAAACUCAGUUCAUUGACGCGCCAUAAAUAUGAGCAUUCGGGUCAACGUCCGUACCAAUGUGACAUGUGUCCAAAAGCAUUCAAACAUAAGCACCACUUGACCGAGCACAAACGGUUGCACAGCGGCGAAAAGCCUUUCCAGUGCCAAAAGUGUCUCAAACGCUUCUCGCACUCGGGCUCCUACAGCCAGCACAUGAACCACCGGUUCUCCUAUUGUAGACCGUGCCCAGCCAGUUCGUGAACGAACGAUAACACCAACAAAACGAAUGGAAGCAACAACGACUACGAUGACUUAACCGCUCAUUUUGUUUAUUGCAACAGAACAUGACCAACGAAACGCGCGUCAGCAGAAUCGACUUUGUUCUACGUGACACAAAAAGCUUCUCCCGUCUAUUUGUAAGGGGAAAAAACAAUUAUUUUGCAUCUUUCACUUUUUCGUGGUGAUCUGUGUGUGUUUGUGUAUAGCUCUCUCCUUUCACGUUCUCGUGUUAAUUGGUCGUUUAAUCUCGAUCGAUGAUAUAUGCAGAUAGGUGACUGUGCAGGAUUCAGUGCAACGAAAUUCUCCUAAACGCCGUCUCGCUUAAAAGACGAAGCGUUUCCGUUUCAUUUUUUUUAUUUCCUCAAGUUUUUUAUUUUUGUUUAUUUUUGUUUUAAUAUCAAGUCGAAAACGCUAUGGUAGUUUCGCUAGGCCGAAUGUACUCGCGUGUGAAAUUUCUUCAUCCUGUGCCAAAACAUAGUUUAUAUUAUAUGAACCUAAAAAUGAUUACGCAUAGACUUGUAUAUAUAUAUAAACUGGUUGGGGAUGAAUGUAGAUUCUCGGAUAAUCUUCAGAGGUGAUUGAAGUACCAAGCAAUACUCAUGUAAACUACAAGAAAAACUCUCCCACCGGUUUAUAUAUUGUUCGCUAUAUAUCCUCGUCUUUAAUCCUAAGUUUCUUCCAUAAGGUAUCGAAAUUACCAUUCAAUGUCUUCUUUUUUUUUUUUCCCCUCUCAAAGAAAAUGGGUGUUUAAACAGACAUACAAAAAAGAGCUCUUGUCUUCCUUCACGUUAAAUGACAUUUGCUUUGCGCAUGGAUCAAUGGUUCUUUUCUUUGUUUCCGUUGUUUUUGUUUAGUGAACCGACGAGAUGUGGGAAGCAAAUUUUUUAUUCGGUUUUAUUUUUCAUUCAGAAAAACGGGACUGUUUGGUUUAAUUCUUUUUUUAGUUUUCCUAUGGUCGCCAGCCUAGUCAGGGUGCACCACACGUGCAAUCUCUUCAAAAAUUUGUUCAAUUGUUUUCCCUUUUUUUUAAAUAUUUUUCUUCGUUAAGGCUGGUUGACUUUCAGUUUUACAGGUUUGGAUAUUGUAAACAUUCCUCAUUGAAAACAACCGAGAGAGAAAAAAAUUCAGUCGAAAAAAAAAAAAAAAAGAUUUAUUAAGAGAAAUACUCAAGGUGCUUGUCUUUCAAGUUGUAUCCUUUAGUUUCCCUAUGAUUUCUGAUGUAGGAAAAAAAAUGCAUUAUUCGAUUUUUUUUUUUUUUUUAUUUUUUGACAAAAAUUCUUUUAACCCGUUUCUACAAAUUAUUUCUUUCCCCAUCCGUCUUCCAGCCAAUGUCCUAGCAUUUCUGUCGAGUUGAUUUCAUUGAUUGUUCUUUUUUUUUCCUAUGAUUGUGUGUUUGACGGACGAGUUGUUGGCCUACUAGUCGGCCGUUAUAUCCCCACUGUUUAUGUUGUCUCAUAUAUUUCCCACCUUUGCACUUGUUUAUUGAUGGCACGGUUAUGAAACACCCUCUUCUCCGGAAAAAAAAAAAUUACCCGUUCGUUUCAGCUGGUGUAUCUCUUUCUCUCUUCAGUAGAGUCGAUCACAAUCGCAGGCCUUGGAUAUUGACACAACCGAAAGAGAAAAAGCUAUUGACGAUAUGCAAAGUUACAGGUGCCAUAUAUUUUAACGUCUUGCGUUUCAAGCUGCUCUAUUUUUUUUUCCUUCUUCUCCUUCUCGCAAGACGCAUUCCAAUGCUUUCAAGACCUUAAAGAAUCUAUUUGGUGUGUUAUCAUUUGUUCUCUUCUCUUUGUAAUGCGCAUGAUGUGAACGAUUCCAUUUUUAACUGGCUAGUGAUGGACGGAAAUUUAAAAGGAAUGAAAAAAAAAACUAAAAUAAUAAAAACUAAAAAAAAAAACCAAAAAAAACUAAAAAAACAAAAAUAAAAAAUAACCGUGGUGCCUGUUUCACCUUCCAUCAAUCCAAUAAAAAGAAGAAAUAAAGAGAUUGACCCUUUACCCCCUCCCCCCCCCCAUUUCUUUCUCAUUCCUCCCUACUGUCAUUCCUUCAUCCGAUUUUUGUAUGUUUUCUCCUCUCGGAAAUUUCGAUCCCCUGUUUCAAUCAUUUUAUGAAUCUCUCAGUUCGCUGAAUCUCUCCUGGAAUGUUUAUUUGUUUUAAGAUGGAAAAGUUUAAAAUUUUCCGUCUUUCCGUCUCUCAUUUAUCUAUGGUUAUUUUCGAUUUUUUUUUUUUUUUUUACUAUCGAAUGUAUAGCUAGCAAAAUGUUCUGUGUCAAUGAUUAUAUACAACGAAAACAGAUUUUCUUUCUCUUGUGUAAUGUGGGAAAAACUACGAAAAUGAUGUGUGCAUUCAGAAAACAUUGUUGUUCGCGCCGUUUUUUCUUUUACGAAAUUUACAAUAAAUCUUUCUUCUUUGAAACGCA
This is a messenger RNA of Daphnia magna, 7098 nucleotides long. RefSeq names its product zinc finger protein 1 (gene zfh1). The coding region runs from base 1026 to 4664 and encodes 1212 amino acids. Gene Ontology annotation, molecular function: DNA-binding transcription factor activity, RNA polymerase II-specific; RNA polymerase II cis-regulatory region sequence-specific DNA binding. NCBI's taxonomy places the organism in Eukaryota, Metazoa, Arthropoda, Branchiopoda, Diplostraca, Daphniidae. The transcript has 13 exons. The record is from RefSeq and is a predicted model, not a curated record. Gene Ontology annotation, biological process: anatomical structure development; regulation of transcription by RNA polymerase II.